AUGAAGCUUCAAAUGCUAUGGCUCGCUUUGGUAUUAAUCGCCAUCAAAGCUAAUGCAGCGGCGCAAGGAAAGAACACAACAAUUCCAGCACUAAUAGUUUUUGGAGAUUCGAUAAUGGAUACAGGAAACAACAAUAAUCUUCCCACUCUUCUAAAAUGUAACUUCCCUCCGUAUGGCAAAGAUUUCCCUGGAGGCUCUGCUACUGGAAGAUUUUCUGAUGGAAGAGUUCCUUCUGAUCUUAUUGCUGAAAAAUUGGGAUUGGCAAAGACUUUACCAGCAUAUAUGAAUCGUAAUUUGAAGCCUGAAGAUCUUCUUAAAGGUGUGACAUUUGCAUCUGGAGGAACGGGUUAUGAUCCAUUAACAGCACAAAUCAUGUCAGUUAUAUCGGUAUGGGAUCAACUAACAUAUUUUAAAGAAUAUAUAUCAAAGAUCAAGAAACAUUUUGGAGAGGAAAAAGCCAAAGAUAUUGUGGAAAACAGUUUCUUUCUCGUAGUGUCUAGUAGCAAUGAUCUUGCUCACACUUAUCUACCUCGAGCUCAUAGAUACGAUCAUACCUCGUAUGCCAAUUUUUUGGCUGAUGCUGCUGCCAAAUUUGUGAGGGAGUUACACAAACUUGGAGCUCGAAAAAUCGGAGUGUUUAGUGCAGUUCCUGUUGGUUGUGUUCCACUUCAAAGAACUGUAUUUGGGGAUAAAGAGUUGGAUGGUGUUAUCUUUUACAUCGAUGUUUAUGAUACUCUUUUCGACAUGAUCCAACACCCCAAAAAAUACGGUUUUGAGGUAGCUGAUAGAGGAUGUUGCGGUAAAGGAAAUCUUGAGAUAUCGUACUUGUGUAAUUCAUUGAACCCGUUUACGUGUUCAAAUUCUUCGGCUUAUAUAUUUUGGGAUAGCUACCAUCCAACUGAAAGAGCUUAUCAAGUUAUCGUUGACAAUUUACUCGACAAAUAUUUGAGCAAAAUCUAUCAAUGA
Molecule: messenger RNA, 966 nt
Organism: Capsella rubella
Lineage: Eukaryota; Viridiplantae; Streptophyta; Magnoliopsida; Brassicales; Brassicaceae
Product: GDSL esterase/lipase At3g43570
Exons: 6
Coding region: 1-966 (321 amino acids)
Biological process (GO): lipid metabolic process
Cellular component (GO): extracellular region
Molecular function (GO): lipase activity
Source: RefSeq, a predicted model, not a curated record